AUGCCGAAGCCCAACAAGGCCCAGCUGGUUGCCGAGUUGACUCAGAUGGGCGAGUCACCUCCGAGCAGUUGGACCAUGCUCGAGCUCUCCACUCGCUUGGAGGAACUGAAGGAAGAGAAGGGUGUCCCAAAGAAAGUGCGUGGCAAGGCGGCCACACCCUUGCGGGUAUGGAUGAUUCGUCUCAACGAAGCCUCCAAAAAGAAGGCGACCCUUCAGGCCUUUGUGCGAGACAAUCUCCAUCUCAACCUGACCAUGAACGAGAACAUGGCCGCGCUGCAGCGAAUGGCUGUUCAGAAGAUCUACAUGGAGACAGAUCCCAGCGAGGAGGAUCCUGUUGGAUUCGGUCUCCACUCCUCCCUGAGUUAUCGGGAGAUCCUCCAGCAGUUUCCGGACUACAUCACAUGGGUCUUGAGGACUUGGAAGGAGGGCGAAUGCGACUAUCGCCUGGCUCGCUUGGCAAUGUGGGCCGAGAACGAGCAGAGUGCGGCCUCCUCCAACCAGGGGUAUCAGCCUCCCACUCAGAGCAACCUGGGCCUGAAGAUUCCGCAGAAGCCAGAGCUGACCGCCGACGAGGGAUCGGUCACCAGCUCCCAGAUCCAGCAGACCAACAUCAUGCUGGCGAAGCUGGCCGAAGCUGUGGUGGAGCUCAAGGCCGACAUGGACUCCUUGAAGGAGGAACGUCCGCGCAAGAAGGACAAGGGCGAGGAGGACAUGGAACAGAAGUCACUAGUGGCGACCAAAGGACCUGUUUUGAUUGAAGUGGCAUGUGCACCAGAUAGCAUUCUUAGCCACGUCAUGCAACAAACGGUGGGUUCAGAGGGAGCUGCUUUGCGUUGUGCACAUUGGAAUCAAUGUGAUGUAGGAACGAAUGCUGGGGUUCGCAGGGGUACUCCCCAUGUCAAGUGCGAAGGGAAGUUGACCCGUAGGACGGCCUUUUACACCCAUGAGUUUGCGAAACGGGUUUGUGAUGCUCUGAUUCAAGGAAAUACCCGGGAUGAAAUCCAUAAAGAACUUCAUGGUCAUGUUUUGGGUUUCGAGGGUUUUGGGGAAGGAACGGUUUGUGGUUGUGAAGAGGGACAACAGCAUGGUGCGGAUUUGAAGUGUUUGCAUUGUUUGAAGGAAACCGAUGUGAUGUUUCAAUUGGAGAAACCUAUUUCCCCUGAAAAUGAAGAGGCGUUUGUUGGUUCUGACUCCAAUAGAUUGGAAUCCAUCAGAAAAAGGUUGUAUCUUCUCCACACUGCUACGGGUCAUGGACAUGUACGCCAUUUGAUCCAAGCUCUGAAACGAAGAGGAGCACCCAGAGAGGUUAUCCAGGAAGCCGAACGCUUCAAAUGCUCUGUGUGUGCUGAGAGAAGUAGUGCUCAACCUCGUAAUUAUUUUGGUCACCCACAUACCUUGCGGGUUGACCCAGAUGGCUCCUUUCGUAGCCAUGAGCUGAGUGAGUUUUGCGACAGAAACCAUAUCUUUCUGGAUUUGGUGGCCAGCGAGGCCCAUUGGAAGAUUGGUAUUUGUGAACAAGCGAUCAAGGGCGCGAAGUCCGUCAUGACCAAGCUGGUUAUGGAUGAUCCCGAUCUGUCUCCUCAAGAAGCCCUUGCCGAGGCGACUCGAACCUUUAACAAUCGAGAACUGGUUCGGGGAUACUCCCCAAUACAGCAUGCUUUGGGUCGUGCACCGGAUGAAUUAGGCCGGUUUUUCGGCAGUACAGUAGGGGCGAGCCCGGAUUUUCUGGUGGAGAACCCUACAGGGGAACUACAACGAAAUUUAGCAAGAAUGAAAAUAGCCGAGGAGGCCUUUUUGGACUGGACAAACAACCAACGACUUCAGAAGGCAAUGCUCUCCAAGUCGAGGAGGCGACUGAAUUUCCUCCCAGGUGAUUUGGUGUUUAUCUGGCGACAUCAACUGCCUCUCAAAACAAGUGGUAGAAACACAGCAGGCAGGUUUAUUGGACCAGCCCGAAUUCUGGCUGUAGAAAAACGCAGAGACCAGAAUGGUGAUCUCAUUGCCGGCUCAGCCGUGUGGGUAGUGCGAGGACGUAGGCUUAUGAAAUGCUGUCCUGAACAGUUGCGCCAUGCAUCUCAACGUGAACAAUUGUUGGAAGAACUGCAUUCCGAAUCACCAACGCCUUGGGAUUUUACCAAGGUGGCUCGAGAACUGGGUGGAAACGACUAUGAUGAUGUUUCAGCGGAAAUUCCACCUGAUGAAGAAUGGCAUCGAGCAGCUGACCCAAGUUUGGAAUGGCAACCACAGAUUCGCUGCAGAGGAAAGCGUGCAGCACCAAUGUCCACUGACGCAGACAUGGGCAUACUGGAAGGGUCACACCGGAGCUUUCCCAGUGAUUUUCGGGAAGCAGGCUCUUCCAAUGCUCGUCCCAGUCAACGGCCAAGACAAGAGCCGGAAGAUGGGUUCCUGGUUGCACCGCCCUGGUGGGAGUCAGUUACCACAGCCAAAGAUAGUCAAGGUGCUAGUUUUUGGGAAUCUUCAUUUGCAGCAGUGGAAGUGGGAGUGGACAUGCCAUCCACGAGAAAUCAAUCUGAGAAGGCACUCAACGAUAUGUCAGCUUUUCUGGCAGGAGCUUUGAAGAAACGAGCGGUGGAGGUGAGCGAGAAGCAUCUCACCAAGGAAGAGUUGGCCGAGUUUCAGAGUGCAAAAGCAGUAGAAGUCACAAACUUUCUGGCAGCAAAGGCUUUUGAGGCCUUACCUCCGGAUUUGAAGCCGGACAUGAGUCAGGUGGUAAAGAUGCGAUGGGUGUUGACAUGGAAACAUCAUACAGACCAAGAAUGGCAAGACAUACUGCAAGCCAUCAGAACCGAGUUCAAAUGGAGCGACUGGGAAACCAAAGCGUUUACCCAAUGUGGAGUGUACAUAGAGCAGGAUGCUGACUUUAGCGUGUCUCUAUCGCAGGAGAAAUAUGUGGAUGAGCUUAAAUAUAUCAAUAUUAGAGCCCACCGUAGGAAGGAGAAACAUGCUGAAACUGAUGACUAUGAAAAGUCUCAACUCCGAUCCUUACUGGGUGGAAUCUCAUGGCAUGCUCAGCAGGUGGCCCCACAUUUUUCGGCUGAAGUUGGAUUAUUGCUUUCUGAAAUCAAUCGCAGUACGGUUGAGACUUUAAAUAAGGCCAAUCAACUGUUGCACCAGGUCAAGAACAUGAGGUCCCACAGGUUGAAGGUGCAUAGUCUGCCUCUUGAUAAUUUGGGCCUUUUUGCAUGGUGCGAUGCAGCGAAACAGAAUCGAUGUGAUGGUAGUAGCACUGCUGGAAUUGUCAUCGGCGCCAGCUCCCUCAAUUUGCUGCAAGGGAGCGUUGAAUCUGUGUCUUUGCUGGCUUGGCACUCAUCAAAGAUCACUAGGAUUUGCAGGAGUCCUGGAAGUUCUGAGGCCAUAGCGGCAGUUAAUGCCGAAGAUUUGUUGUAUUUUGUGCGUUUCCAAUUUCAAGAAAUGUUGGGUUCCAAAGUGAACGUUAGAAACAUCAACGAGGUGGUCAACCAGGUAGCAGGUUGUGUAAUUACGGAUUCACGAAACGUAUAUGAUAAACUUUCAACUGAAGUUUUGUGCAUGCGUGGAGCUGAGAAACGAACGGACUUGGAACUCUUGAGUCUUAAGGAAGCACAGGUAUCCAACCACGUGAUCAUUCGGUGGGUACAUUCAGAAGCUCAGCUUGCGAACUCUUUGACGAAAUCUAAGGAAAUGCGGCAGCUGAACUUGUUCUAUGACAUGAAGCACUCAUGGUGCAUUGUGGAGGAUGAACAGAUGAGCUCAGCCCGGAAGCGCAAGCAGCAGGGCAUCGGCACUUUCACAAAUCGAACUUCCAACAGAACCCCUGAACCUGAAACGAACCAGUCUCACUCUGAGCGGAACUGA
This is a messenger RNA of Cladocopium goreaui, 3855 nucleotides long. NCBI's taxonomy places the organism in Eukaryota, Dinophyceae, Suessiales, Symbiodiniaceae. The record is from the annotation of a GenBank genome assembly.